UUGUUGAGGACUACAUCUGCAACUCGCUUGUGAAGGAGUAGUGGGACGAGGAGCAGACACGCCGUAUGGAGGAGAUGGACAGUCGCGAGAUGCAGGGGGUGUUGGGCCCGGAACAGCAGGCGUUCGGGGCCGAGGUCGACGCCAGCGGGUCUUCGCAACCACUCCCAGACCCACAGCUAAGUAUGACCUCGCCAAUCGGGCAGAAGCCGAGUGAUGUGGAAGCAGUAUCGAUGACGUACAAGGAUGUGAUGUGUUCCAAGUACAAGAUUUUCUGGGAGGCGGCCAUGAAGAAAGAGAUAGAUGGCCACGACAAGACUGGAACCUUUACCAAGGUCAAGGAGCUGCCCGAGGGGCGGAAGGCCAUAGGUUCAAAGUGGGUGUUCUCUUGGAAGACGAAUGAGAAGGGCCUGAUAGUCGACUUCAAGGCCCGUACUGUUGCGCGGGGUUUCUUUCAAGUCCCCGGCAUCGACUUCCACCACUCAUCCUCAGCGUGCUCGUCUGCAGCGUCUAUCAAGACGGUGAUUGCCGUAGCCACUGAACAGGGCAAGAAACUCGCUCACUGGGAUGUGAAGCAAGCGUACAUCCAUGCUAAGCUAAAAGAAGAAAUAUACCUCAGGUUCCCGGAAGGCUGUGGUAGCAUGUCUGGCAAGGUGGUCAACGUUGAGCGUGCCCUGUAUGGCCUAGGGCAGAGUGGCCGUGAGUGNGGCAUGUCCGGCAAGGUGGUCAAGGUUGAGCGUGCCGUGGUUGGCCCGUGUGUCUUCCGGAAGUUGGUGGCAGGAGAGGUCGUAGGUCUCAUCGUGAUCUACGUUGAUGACAUCUUCGUGGCGGCAGACGAGGGAGAGUGAGAGGAGUUGUUCGCUUCCCUCAACAAGAAGUUUCCGGUGAAAGAUCUGGGGGAGUGUACCUGGUACGAUGGGUGUGCUAUCGCCAUGGAUGAAAAAAAA
Molecule: messenger RNA, 944 nt
Organism: Ectocarpus sp. CCAP 1310/34
Lineage: Eukaryota; Phaeophyceae; Ectocarpales; Ectocarpaceae
Source: the annotation of a GenBank genome assembly